AGAAACUUGGAAGAGAAGAACCGGCCGUUACCCAGCGUUUUCUUUACAAUUCGAAGAAUCUAUCGCGCGACUCCAAUGUGUCAUAUGUAUUACCCAGCGGACUUUUCUUCUUUUAUUUAAAGGUACUUCUUCUAUACACAAUCAUAGGUUCUGGAAUUUCCGAUGAAGAUGACUUACGGUUUACUGGAUGACAUGGUUCUCCACUACCCCCCACGACAACACGACUCAACAGAGGAAGCAAACAUGCUGACAGUGCCUCAAAAUAUGUUGGCCCAACCAGGAGUACCACAGCAUGGAAUAAAUAUUUCUGUAAGUACUCCAGAAGAUCGAAAGGAGAAGAAAAGAAAAAUCGAUGCCGAUUAUCGACAACGUUGUAAGAUAAGGAAAGAAGAGUUGGGGAUUAACUUGCAAAUUCUUCGGGAAGAAAAUGCUAAUUUGAAGAGGGAGAAUGAGUCUUGUAGGAAAGAAAAUGAUUCAAUGGUUCAAAAAUUGCAGUCACAAGAAGUUGAGAUAGGGAACCUUAAAAGAGAGAUUGACAACUCAAAGAAAGUCAUUUCUAAUCAAGAAAAUCUGUUGGAGACACUGUCACAUAACCCUUUUGUGCAACAACUAACGCUUGGACCUAACCAGCUUGAGAUGGUGCUGAUAGAAAAUGAACGCAAUAUGUUGUGUCAAAAUGCCAAGUGGGAUAAUUGGGCAUCUGAAAGAAUACAACUUUUGAAUGAGAUUGAGAAAAUGGGACAGCGGAAUAUGGUGCUCAACAUGCAAAAUCAAGCUUUAGGUGACUAGAUACUGAACCAAAAAGACUACAGGAGGAAGCAUGAGAAGGAUAUUGAGAGGCAAUUUCUUCUAAAAGGGACAUCAAUUUGCUGAUGUGGUGUUUAUGGGUUAAUUAGAACCAGUUGUGAAAAAUGAGGAUGUUUUUGGUAAUUUGAUUUCUUGUAAAUUUAUUUUUUUAUGAAAAACAAUGGGAUCAGGUUUUUUUUUUUUGAAUUUGAAUUUGAGGAUGACUCCAUCACAAAUUGUAAGAAUACUCCAUCUAAAGUUAUUGUAAUUGAUAAAUGGGGUUGGGGGAAAAA
Molecule: messenger RNA, 1079 nt
Organism: Populus euphratica (Euphrates poplar)
Lineage: Eukaryota; Viridiplantae; Streptophyta; Magnoliopsida; Malpighiales; Salicaceae
Exons: 5
Coding region: 163-789 (208 amino acids)
Source: RefSeq, a predicted model, not a curated record